Molecule: messenger RNA, 1257 nt
Organism: Penicillium subrubescens
Lineage: Eukaryota; Fungi; Ascomycota; Eurotiomycetes; Eurotiales; Aspergillaceae
Product: exosome non-catalytic core subunit RRP45
Exons: 3
Biological process (GO): U5 snRNA 3'-end processing; nuclear mRNA surveillance; TRAMP-dependent tRNA surveillance pathway
Cellular component (GO): nuclear exosome (RNase complex); cytoplasmic exosome (RNase complex)
Source: RefSeq, a predicted model, not a curated record
GGCUUCAGAUGCGCGCUGCCAGAUGCUCUUCUUGCCUCUCCCACCGCCCGCUUUUCUCCCCUCCUCAUUGGCUCACCAUCCACAUCAAGCAGCAGCAAUGCGGCCAGCAACGGCAAAAUGGGUCCCAAAAAAGACCUUGAGACUCCCCGCAGCAACCAUUCACCAAAAGGUUUCAUUCAAAGAAUGUCAAAGGAAGCCUCUCUGUCGGUCGCAGAGCGCGAGUUUAUUCUCGAAGCUCUGCGCCAAGAUUCACGGCUGGAUGGCCGAAGAGCAGACCAGUUCCGUCCCUUGCAGAUUUCAUUCGGCGAAGAAUAUGGACAUGUGAAGCUUGAGCUGGGCAAGACGAGAAUUAUCGUCCGCAUCUCUUCCGAGGUCACCAAGCCUCGCGAUGAUCGCCCGUUCGACGGCCUGUUCAACAUUAACCUAGAAUUGUCAGCUAUGGGCUCACCUGCCUGGGAAAAUGGCCGAACGAAUGAGCUUGAAGCCUACGUGACCCACGUCCUCGACAGUGUCAUCCGCCGUUCAAACGCCCUGGACACUGAAUCGCUCUGCAUUCUCAAGGGUGUGAGCUGCUGGAGUAUCCGCGCCGAUGUACACAUCAUUGACUACGACGGCAAUAUUACUGAUGCGGCCUGCAUUGCCAUCAUGACUGGACUCCAACAUUUCCGCCGGCCGGAUGCCGUGGUGCGCGAUGGCCAGGUUGUGGUCUACGGAGUGGAGGAGCGAGUACCCGUUGCACUUAACAUCACACACAAGCCUCUGUCCAUCACUUUCAACACUUUCAACGAGGGUCACAACGUUAUCCUUGACUCCACACGGAAAGAGGAGCAAGCGUCUGAAGGAGAGCUCGUGAUUGGAAUCAACAAUGGAGGCGAUGUGUGCUUCAUGUCCAAGUUCUCAGGUGCCCCUAUCGAUGCAAUGGAGGUGGUGACUCAGUCUAAGGUUGCCCUAGACAAGGUCAAGGAGAUCAAUGCGCAGAUUGAGAAGGUGAUGGAAGCUGAUCUGGCUAAGCGAGCCAAGAAGGGCAUGGCCGAAGAAUCCCGGGCUGCGAAUGACCGGGAAAUAUAAAAGUGAACGACUAUUUUUGUAUGAUUAGAGCCUUCAUGACCUGGGAAUUGGAGUUCUGCAUUGCCUUGUGUUUCUUCUUCGCGGAAUUUUCUUGACAAGGUGGUCCAUAUUAUGUGAUGUUCUAAAAGAAAUAUUCCACAGAUACGGUGUAUCAAGGCGAUGAUCCUUUGAAUAGAACCUAGAAUUGAC